Messenger RNA from Belonocnema kinseyi, 1005 nucleotides. RefSeq lists its product as uncharacterized. Lineage: Eukaryota; Metazoa; Arthropoda; Insecta; Hymenoptera; Cynipidae. The record is from RefSeq and is a predicted model, not a curated record. Bases 195 to 932 code for a protein of 245 amino acids. The transcript has a single exon.
UGAGUCCUCAGAAAAAGUAUUUACCUUCACCAGUCCUCAAGAAUCUUGAAGUAUCAAAGGUCAUGCAAGAUCCAUCAUCUAAAAUAACCAAAACUCGACUAUUGAUGUAAAAUCUAAUCACAGUCGACUAUGAGAAUAAAAAUUAAAAGAAAUCAGAAAUAAAUUUGAUCUCGAAAAUAAAUAUAACUAUAAAAAUGAAAGUAUUAUGGAGGGGUUGGUACGCAGUUUCCGUCCUGCUCGCCUUGGUUUGCGCACUUCCCUUAAACCAGAAGGAGAAGGCCUACCUCCGAACAAAGUUAUCCAGUUUUGAAUCCCUCGAUGUUGGGGACAUUCCCGAGGAUACCUUCGAUGAGAUUAUUGAGGAUUACGAAACCCUCCGUCCUAACCCAGCUCCCAAGAAUAACAGAUUGGUGGCAAAGCCACUAGCUUUAGAACCCGAUGCCGAAAUGCUACCCGUACACUACAAGGGGCUGAAGCCACCCGGAGUGGAUCACAUGGAGAUGAUCGUUGUGGAUGCAGAUACGCUGGGAUCUCACCACCUCGGCAAAACUGCCUACCGGGCUUCCAAGAUUGAAGAGGGUGGUGACAUUUCCGGGAAGAGGAAGUCUACCGAAGGAAAGGAAACCCAAUUCAAGCGACUCAAACUUGGUCAAAUCGAGAAUUCUCAAAAAAGCAAAAAGGGAGUUCGAAAAAGGAAUGAGAGGAAUUGGUAUGCAGAAGAAGAGAAGAGGAAUAAUCGAUUGGAGAAAGAAGACAAAGGACGAGAAGAAAAUUAUGGAGAGUUUCUAAAUGAUGGUGCUAGAGCUGUUUCUGAUAUAGUGUCCAGUGAUGCGAAUCAGAAUCAGGCCAGAUUAGAUCGUAGAGGAUUCUUAAAUGAUUCUGAGUCGUCAGAAGAAGAUGCGACGAAUAGAGAUAAAAAAAGAAUAUAUUGAAAAAUAAAAGUUCUAAAAUAUUGAAUUAGUUUAUUGUUCGCAUAUUUCUAAAAUUAAGUAUUGGAAUUUUGAA